AUGGCGCCCAAUUUCCUGUCUAAGUUCGUGAAGAACUCGCCUGCGCAUAACCUCAUAGGUCAAAACACGCAGAGGUCACGAUCUCCUUCACCUGCUCCGUCUUCUCAAUAUCCGCCAUCCAUAAGUGUCGAGCCAGACAGUCCCUCCGGUUCUCGACCGCGCCGCCAUACCACUGUCGGGAGUACUACCCCGUCCUUCCAAGGGAGUACAGAGUCCUUCCCCAACGUCACGGUUGUCCCACCAUCGCCUCGUAGCACCAACUACGGCUCCGACAUAACAGACGAAGAUCCUACCCCCAGGUCCGGUCAAUCUCCUAACAAAUUCUCUAAUGGUUCCGCACCACCUGUGCCACCGCUACCUAAUCUGAGUUCUGUCCGUCCUAUGACGAACGACGAGAACAUUUCCACGCCUACACCUGAAAGUACCCGUACUGCGUUCGCCGACCAGAUGUCAGAUACGUUGUCGCAUUCUCGGUCUACGGGAAACCUCCGCGAGAAAGCGCGUGCCCCAGAGGUGAGCUCGCGCAAUAUAAACCAUCCUCGCUCCGCGACGGUAGUGGAAUCGAAAUCCAAGGAGAGCCUUCGUCCAUCGCCGGUGAAGAAGGCGAGCAAAGGCAGCAAAACCCGCGGCUCUGCUUCCCCUGCUCUGCACCCUCUGCAGGUCACUGUCUCUGAAAAUGGUGUCCUCACGUCUUCCCCCACUUCUGCUGAAUUCCCUCUGCCAACAUCCACGUCUUCUUCCGGUUACUCCGCCAAGACAUUGCCCACAUACCCGACUAUCACAACCAGUCUGCUGGCGCCAGACAACUCGGAUGCGGCCUCGACGUAUUCCACGAAUAGCAACGCGACGUCCUCCAAAAGGCGUCGUGGAUGGCCACGAAAAUCAGGCAACAACGGCCACAACUCGGCACAGCCUGGGUCAUCGCCAGCCAUGUCCACGACGUCUCUUGCUCCCAUUUCCCCGAAGCGUAAGACGACUGGCGCUGGGACGUCAUCUAGCUAUCCGAACAGCGACUUAUCUGACCGCGAGUCGUUCCAUUCGGGGCAGGAGCUUCUCGGUGACCAAAGCGGCUUGGAGGACGACGAUGACCUUGAUCUGGAUCCAGAUGACAUUCCAGUUACUGGUUUUGCAGUUGCGAGUGCUAGACGGAACCAGGACUUCCAUGAAUUGUUCCCUACUGUUCCUGAAGGCGACUAUCUCAUUGAAGACUAUGGAUGUGCCCUGCAGCGCGAGAUACUUAUUCAAGGCCGUCUGUAUGUGUCCGAGAACCAUGUCUGCUUCCACGCGAACAUAUUCGGCUGGAUCACCGAUUUGACCAUUCCGAUGACUGAAAUCAUCACGAUGGAAAAGCGCAUGACGGCGUUCGUCAUCCCAAACGCAAUUCAGAUCAUGUCGCAGAGCGCGAAGUACACGUUUACGUCCUUCCUGUCCCGGGACAACACGUGGGAAGUCUUGCAUAAUAUAUGGCGAUUGGCGCGUCCCGAGGGGUCUUCCCUGGGCUCGCGGGUGCAAAGUCCAAGGGGCUCCAUUGAUAUGCUUGUCUCGGAUACUGGGUCUAUAGCACCCCCGUCGGCUAGCCAAGUCGGCGAGAAGAAGGGAAAGGUGCAGAACAAGGUGACGCAAUGCGCCUGCGGGACGAACGGAGAGCACCUCAGCGAAGUAGCGAUGGAGAACCAUGGUGUUCCCCCGUUCAUAAUCACGAUUGUGGCAGACCUCCAGAUUUCCGACUGGAUGCCUACUGCGGACGACCCGAAGCUGCUGUACCGGCAGAUGUCGUAUAUAAAGCCGCUGUCAGGAGGGUUUGGUCCAAAGCAGACAAAGUGCGAGCUACGAGAUGAAACGUUGCAUUGCGACUUCGACAACUACGUUUGUAUGCUCACUACGACACGGACUCCGGAUGUCCCCAGUGGCUCUGUGUUCUCCGUGAAAACGCGGACAUGCAUAACAUGGACCAGCGGUGUGUCCACGAAGGUGCUGGUGACGACUCAGGUCGAGUGGACAGGGCGAAGCUUCAUUAAAGGCAUCAUCGAGAAGUCCGCCAUCGAUGGGCAGAAAGAGUACCACGGGGACCUAGACAAGUCUAUGCGGGCGUAUAUCCACGAGCAUCAAUCCGAGUUCAUUCCUGAGGGCGUGGACCCUUCCGUCGUCGAAGAGACGGAAUCCCAGGCAGCGGAGAUGUCGCCUAGGCCUAGCACGGAGCGCCCAUCCAUUGUCGAUCAGCAGGUCCGCAAUUCUCGCGACUUCAAGCGGGAUCAACGCGGUCUCCAGUGGGCCUACGAUACUUUCGAGGGCGCGUGCAAGGUGGCGCAGCAGAGCACGGCUGGCCUGCUGGAGCUCAUUCGUGACGCAUGGGAGCAGUCGACCUCGACCACGAUCCUGUACUUUGUUAUCGUAUUCCUCGUCAUCAGUAAUGUUUGGACGCUGGCUAUGGUAGGAGGGAGGGAAGAAGCGGGAAGGAGGAAGGAGCUGAAGAGAAUGGAGGAGAGGGAGAAGUGGGUCCAGGGGAUUGUUCAGGCGCUAUGGGAGGAACUGGUCGCGUCCAAGAACACUCCUGGAGGCACGGCAUUGAGCCCUUCUCCUCGACCUAUCGCCGACUGGAGGGAAGAGGUGGGUGACAUCAAUACGGCCUUGGACAUCAUCGAGGAUAGAGUGCGGAAUAUCAGAGAAAGCUUGGCAGAGCUCGAUUGA
Postia placenta MAD-698-R-SB12 is the source of this 2688-nucleotide messenger RNA. RefSeq lists its product as hypothetical. Gene Ontology annotation, cellular component: cortical endoplasmic reticulum; endoplasmic reticulum-plasma membrane contact site; plasma membrane. Gene Ontology annotation, biological process: intracellular sterol transport. The transcript is spliced from 8 exons. Lineage: Eukaryota; Fungi; Basidiomycota; Agaricomycetes; Polyporales; Adustoporiaceae. The record is from RefSeq and is a predicted model, not a curated record. Gene Ontology annotation, molecular function: sterol binding; sterol transfer activity. Bases 1 to 2688 code for a protein of 895 amino acids.